AUGUCUAAGAAAUCGGGGGCUCAGAAAAACAAAUCUACCGAGGUGCUGGAUGAUUUUUCAGGGAAUAUGGAUUCUGAACUAAAUAGUGUUUUAUCACAGCUAGCGGCUGGCAUGAUAGGAUUACAAAAAUCCUUUGAGGGCUUAUCUAUGAUUGUGAAAGGGGGGUCAGACAAAAAAGAUGUUUGUAGCGAGAGUAAGGCGCCAGAUCACAACUUUAUUUAUAUAUGGAACGAAUUGGGGGGUAAUGACGUUGUUUUCAGCCCGGAGGGUAGGAAACACCCACAGGCUUAUAUAAAAAAGUUAAAGAAAUUAUUUUUGGAUGCUGGUGUUCCGGAUAGCCACAAGAUCGGACUUGCUGUUUCUUGUUUGCGGGGUACAGCGGUGGAUUGGGCAGCAAUGAAAGAGGAUACUUGGCUAUAG
This is a messenger RNA of Acanthoscelides obtectus, 420 nucleotides long. NCBI's taxonomy places the organism in Eukaryota, Metazoa, Arthropoda, Insecta, Coleoptera, Chrysomelidae. The record is from the annotation of a GenBank genome assembly.